CAUAUUCACACACACUCUCUCUCUCUUUGAUUUUAUAAAGCAUACAGAAAAUGUGAACACAAAAACAAGUAACCACCACCAGAAAAGAAAAAAGCGCGCACACACACAAUAAUGUCCCUCUUAGCACACAAGACUCCUCCUUCAUUCCUCCACACUCUCCACCACCGUUUCCGCAAUUCCCAUAAAUACCACCACCACCGCCGCACCAGCAUCUACUCUUACCGAUUUCCCCCCGCUCUCACCGUCUCCUCCUCCCUCUUCGCCUCCGCCAAUGCCAUCGUCGCCGCCUCCGGUUCCUCCGGCUCCGCCGUCCACGGCGCCGUCACUUCCGCCAUCACUCAAGUCGCUGUCACCGCCGUCGCUAUCGCUUCUGGCGCUUGUCUCUCCACCAAGGUCGAUUUCUUGUGGCCCAAGCUUGAGGAGGAACAGCCAGGUUCUUUUAUACUGGAGGGAGUAGAUGUAACUGGGUGUCCUAUAUUUUGUGAUGCAAAGGUGCAAAAGGCUAUUGCAUUUGCGAAAAAAGCUCACCAAGGACAAUUGCGGAAGACAGGAGAUCCUUAUUUAACUCAUUGUAUUCAUACUGGAAGAAUCUUGGCAAUGUUGGUUCCAUCAAGUGGCAAACGAGCUGUUGAUACAGUUGUGGCUGGGAUUCUUCAUGAUGUGAUUGAUGAUACAUGCGAAAGUUUGCACAGUAUAGAAGGAGAGUUUGGUGAUGAUGUAGCUAAGUUGGUAGCUGGUGUUUCCAGGAUAAGUCAUAUAAAUCAGCUUUUACGGAGAAACCGCAGGAUAAAUGUUAACCCAGACACCCUUGGUCCUGAAGAGGCUAAUAAUUUACGAGUUAUGCUAUUGGGCAUGGUUGAUGAUCCACGUGUAGUGCUCAUCAAGCUUGCAGAUCGUCUUCACAACAUGAGAACCAUUUACGUCCUGCCGCUGCCAAAGGCUCAAGCUGUCGCUAAAGAGACCUUAGUUAUAUGGUGCUCACUUGCUUCCAGAUUGGGUCUGUGGGCAUUGAAAGCUGAAAUGGAAGAUCUGUGCUUUGCUGUUCUUCAGCCUCAAGUUUUUCGUAAAAUGCGAGCUGAUCUAGCUUCCAUGUGGACCACUAGCAGCAGAGCAGGAAACCCAAGACGAAUAUCUGCAAGAGCCAGCUUGCUACCGUUGGAUGAAAAAAACAUAGCUUCUGAGGACAAAGGGUCCAUGGCAAUUGAUGAGGACAUCACAAGCAUGAAGGAUCUUUUGGAAGCUGUGGUUCCUUUUGAUAUCUUGCUAGAUCGGAGAAAAAGGACUAAAUUUCUUAAUAGUCUCAGAAGCACUCUGGAGACGCACUCAAAACCCAAGGUUUUGCGCGAUGCUGGAAUCGCUUUAGCAUCUCUAGUGGUUUGUGAGGAAGCACUUGAGCGGGAGUUAAUUUUAUCAACUUCUUAUGUUCCGGGUAUGGAGGUAACCUUAUCUAGCCGACUAAAAAGCUUGUAUGGUAUUUACAGCAAGAUGAAGCGCAAAGAUGUCAGCAUCAGUAAAGUAUAUGAUGCCCGUGCUUUAAGGGUAGUUGUUGGAGACAAGAAUGGAACUCUACAGGGGCCUGCUGUUCAAUGUUGCUACAGUCUUCUCAACAUUGUACACAAGCUUUGGACCCCCAUUGAUGGUGAAUUUGAUGAUUACAUUGUUAAUCCCAAGCCUAGUGGUUAUCAGUCUCUACACACUGCAGUGCAGGGUCCUGACAGCUCACCUUUGGAAGUUCAGAUAAGAACCCAGAGGAUGCACGAGUACGCUGAACAUGGACUUGCUGCACAUUGGCUCUAUAAGGAAACUGGCAACAAGUUGCCUUCCAUUAGCAGCAUGGAUGAAUCUGAAAUAGAAGCAUCCUCCUAUAUCUCUAAAGACAUGGACAAUCAAAAUUCCAUGGUAGAUGACUUGUUUCAUAAGUAUAGUUCCCUCAAAGUUGGACAUCCAGUCCUUAGAGUUGAAGGAAGUCACUUGCUUGCUGCUGUUAUUAUCAGAGUAGAUAAUGAUGGCAGAGAACUGCUUGUUGCUGUGAGCUUUGGACUACCUGCUUCGGAAGCAGUAGCCGCCAGAAGAUCUUCUUUCCAAAUAAAGCGAUGGGAGGCCUACGCAAGGUUAUACAAAAAGGUGUCCGAUGAGUGGUGGUGUAAACCAGGACAUGGAGAUUGGUGUACUUGUCUAGAGAAGUAUACACUCUGUCGAGAUGGUAUAUACCACAAGCAAGACCAAUUUGGGCGCCUACUGCCAACCUUCAUCCAAGUCAUUGACUUGACAGAGCAAGAAGAAUCUGAAUACUGGGAUCUUGUAUCUGCAGUUUUUGAGGGCAGACAGGUCGAUUCUGUAACAUCUAGGCCAAGCUUUGAAUCAAUUACUUCAACUUCCAUGGAAGCUAGCAUUAACAAGAAGGUGCGUCUAUUGAGGACAAUGCUUCGGUGGGAAGAGCAACUACGCUCUGAAGCAAGUUUAGGACAACCAAAGCAUGGUGGAAAACCUUAUGUUAAUCCUGGCUCGGUUGUCCUUGGGGAAGUGGUGAUUGUAUGUUGGCCCCAUGGUGGGAUAAUGAGGUUGAGGACUGGUAGCACGGCUGCAGAUGCUGCUAGAAGAGUAGGACUUGAUGGAAAGCUAGUAUUGGUCAAUGGCCAGUUGGUAUUACCCAGUACAGAGCUUAAAGACGGGGACGUGGUUGAAGUUAGAAUGUAAAUAACAUUGUGUAGUAUAGAUGAUAGGGGAAAAAGAAACAUUGUCACCAAUUUGCAGUAUGCAUAAUAUUUGAUAGUUUCUGAUACAGAUAGUUCAACAAGAGAAUGCGGGGCAUAGAACUCAAUAUUUUUAUUUAUUUUUUGAGUGUAAAUAGGCCCUCUAUAGGUACUUGAUUUUUUAGUGUACAUAUGGAAUUUUCUAAAGCAGUAAUGGAAUGAAAAUUCGUGUUCAACGUUAA
Messenger RNA from Quercus robur (English oak), 2935 nucleotides. RefSeq lists its product as uncharacterized. The coding region runs from base 112 to 2697 and encodes 861 amino acids. The transcript has 18 exons. Gene Ontology annotation, biological process: guanosine tetraphosphate metabolic process. Gene Ontology annotation, cellular component: chloroplast. The record is from RefSeq and is a predicted model, not a curated record. NCBI's taxonomy places the organism in Eukaryota, Viridiplantae, Streptophyta, Magnoliopsida, Fagales, Fagaceae.